ACGAAGACCACCACGACUUCAGACCUUCGAUGGUUUUCUAUAAAAGAAACGGUCGCCAGACUAUAUCCUAACAAACGUACAGAAUGUUUCGUUCAAUCUUCUUCGUUGCUCUCUUCCACCUCGGAUUCUUAUUUUCGAUCAUUUCAACGAUCGAUAUAUCGAAUACGAAGAAAACUGAUAUCAGUUUAAGUGAAAACGAUAUUGUACCUAAAAAUCAACUGAAACAAUUAGUACCAUCAUCAGAUCGUUCGACGUCGUUCAUUGGUGAUGCAUUCUCCGGCAAUCGAUAUCCAAAUGAAGUUGUUUACAGACGAAUUUUACAGUUUGAUAAUCCUACCACAGAAAUUCAUAGUUUUUCGAUGACUUUAAAUGUACCAAACGGUAUUAUCAACUAUGUGAAUAUCAUGAACAAUCAAGGUAGUUAUGCUGUUGCCUGUAUCGACGAAUCAACACUCGAAUCAUCCAAAGUCCUCGUACAUUAUCGCAUACCAGCUAGCAGUACUUCAAAUUUACUGCUCAUCGUUGCAGCACAUUGAUUACAAUUUCUAAUUAAAAUUAAUCUUAAGAGUUAUAAUAUCUUAUUUUAUUUCUAAUUUUAUUCGACAUCAAA
Messenger RNA from Polistes dominula (European paper wasp), 610 nucleotides. RefSeq lists its product as uncharacterized. The record is from RefSeq and is a predicted model, not a curated record. NCBI's taxonomy places the organism in Eukaryota, Metazoa, Arthropoda, Insecta, Hymenoptera, Vespidae.